Molecule: messenger RNA, 541 nt
Organism: Lottia gigantea (owl limpet)
Lineage: Eukaryota; Metazoa; Mollusca; Gastropoda; Lottiidae
Exons: 6
Source: RefSeq, a predicted model, not a curated record
AAAAACUGCUACUCAUGAUGCAGAAAUAAAGAAAUUAUAUGAAGAGAUGGAAUAUCAGAUUAAACAAGAAAAAGAAAGAAUAGUAUCAGAGGAAAGAGCUAAAGAAAAAAGUUUAAGACUGACUAUGGAGCAAGAAUUACAAGAAAAAGAAAGAUUAUAUCAAGAAAUGUUAGCUAAACAACAAGAAAUGGAAAGCCGAUUGGAAGAAAUGAAUAAUAUAGAAGCUCAAACUAAAGAAGAAAAUGAAAGAUUAUUGAAGGAAAGAGAGUCAUUAGAGAAUAUGUUAUAUGAAUCACAAGAAAGUUUACAGGAAUCUCAAUCUUAUAUUAAUCAUCUUAGUUCACAGUUUAAAGAUGAUAAACGACAAAGAGCAUUUGCUGCUUUAAAGUUAUCAGAAGGUAUUGCCUUAGAAAGAGAAAGUCUGGUAAAACAACUGGAUACUUUAAGAGAUGUUAAUACAAGAUUACGAGAUGAUAGAGAUGAGGCAGAACAAUGUGAAGCAAGGCAAGUAUUAAAAAUAUCUUCUUCUUCUGCGUGUUAG